Messenger RNA from Linum trigynum, 213 nucleotides. The record is from the annotation of a GenBank genome assembly. Lineage: Eukaryota; Viridiplantae; Streptophyta; Magnoliopsida; Malpighiales; Linaceae.
AUGGGAAUUUGGAUUCUUCUUUCUGCAGCUGAAGAAGAUUCAUAUGUAGUUCUUAUCAAUUGGUUUGAGAGGUUUCCUAUCUACAAGCAUAGAGAUUUCUACAUUGCUGGAGAAGGCUAUGCAGGACACUAUGUUCCUCAACUGUCUCAGAUUAUUUAUGAAAGGAACAUUAGAGUUAAGAAUCCAGUAUUGACUUCAAGGGAUUAUUGGUAA